GACCCCUGGGAACGAGAUCAAUCAAAGAUGGCGGCGCUGUCUGGAGAGACAGUCGGUUCUUUGAGUUAGUUUGUCGUAAGUUUGUCCUGUUUCAUUUCAGCUUUUAUUUGUUAAACUUGACGGUGACAGGACCUGGACAUUAUUUCUGUUCUCUUCUUCUCAUUUUCGUCUUGCUUUUGACCUUAACUUUCGCGGCUAAAACGCCGUCUCUGUAUUUUCACUGGAGUCACACACUUGUCAAAAGCUCCCCAUGGAAGAGGACAGUGGAGAGUUCCCAGGACUGUACAACAGGGAGAACGACUUUACAGAGGAGGACAUGGAGCCUGAUCAUGAUGAGGAGGAGGAGAAGGAGAGUCUGAAGAAGAAGGAGAAACACAAGAAGGACAAGGCCCCGGGGUACGUCGCCUUCGAGGAGGAGGACUCAGAUGAGGAGAGCCCCAGUAAGGGGAAGAGAAAGGGCUUGUUCCGCAACCGUUUCUCACAGAACUCCAAAAGGAAGUUCAAGGACAAGGAGCGAGACAAGGACAAAGACAAGGAGAAGGAAAAGGCCAAGGAAAAGGAGAAGGAGAAAAAGGAAGAAAAGUCUCAUCAUAAGGAGAAGGAAAAGAAGAAGUCAUCCAGCCUGCCGCGAGACCUGACCCCAGACAUCCUGAGGUCCUACAGCUUUAAGGAGAAGUCAGGGAGAAAGAGAGAAGCUAAGGAGGCCAAGUCCCCGUCUCAGGCCCAGGCUCUGUCUGCUGACGAACUCAGCUCUCCUGCAAGAGAGCCCCCCCAGCCCAUCUUUGGGAUCCCCCUGCACGAGGCAGUGGAACGGUCCAAGCUGAUUGAUGGGAUUGAAUUACCGGCCAUCUUCAGAGACUGUCUGGACUUCAUAGAGGAAAGAGGUCUGUGUACAGAAGGUAUCUACCGUAUCUCCCCUGUGAAGUCGCAGGUGGAUGCCCUGCGUGCUGCGUAUGACCACGGUGAGGUCGUUGACCUACAGGACCAUGACCCCCACACGGUGGCUGGCCUGCUGAAGACCUACCUGCGGGAGUUACCUGACCCGGUACUCACCAUGGAGCUACUGCCGGGGUUCGAGGAUGCUUCAGCCCUUGCAGGUGAGGAAGACCGUGUGGCCGCCCUGAUCCAGAUGCUGUACCAGCUGCCCACCUGUAACCGCCUGCUCAUCACCUGGCUCAUCCAGCACAUGGUGCACAUCAUGGACAGGGAAGCAGAGACGAAGAUGAAUCUACAGAACAUCUCCAUCGUCCUGAGCCCCACGCUGAACAUCAGCCACCGCGUCCUGAACGCUUUCUUCUGUCACCACGAUCAGCUGUUCGGAGACGACGGGAUCAGGAAGGUGGGCCGUCCCCUCAGAUGGGAGAGCUCCACCAUGAACUUGGAUGAGAUUCCCGACAGUCCAAGCUCUAUUGAGGAGGAACUGCAGCGACAGGAGGCGCUGUUGGAGCAGCUGCACUCUGAGCUGGGCGCCGGGGUGGAGGACCCGGAGAAGGAAGAGAGACUCUGGGAGGUGCAGAGGAUCAUCACACAGCUCAAGAGACAGCUGAAGCGGGCCAAAACUACAUACGCCACUGCCAAAACCAGCACCAAGCAAAAAGAGAAAGAAACCAGACAGCCAGAGACCAAAGCAAAGGUUACAGAGACUAAAGAACCAGAGACCAAACCCACUGCCACAGAGAAGACAGCAGAGGAAAAACCAGGAGAAAAGAAACUAGCAGAAAAGAAAUCAGGAGAAAAGAAAGGAGCUGAAAAGAAACCAGCUGACAAGAAACUGGCUGACAAGAAAUCGGUUGAUGCAGAGAAACAGAAAGAAAAAGAGACAAAAGAAGAAGUUGAAGACAAGAAAGUUGCAAAACCUUCUGACCAGGAGGUUGAGACUAAGAAGGAGACUGAAGACCAAGUUGAGAAGGAGGAAGCUGCAGGUGUGGAGACAUUAGUGGUCCAGCAGGAGGAGGAGGCAGAAGGGAGGAUGGAGGAAGAGGAGGAGGAAGAUGAUGAAGAACUAGAGCUGCUCCUGGAGGAGGAGGCAGCCCUGAUUGCAGAGCAGGAGGAGCUGCUGGCUCUACAGGGCAACCUGCAGUCCAGGAUAGAGAAGGAGAGAACAGAGAUUGAUCAGUUGAAGGAGGAACUCGCGGAGGCGAUGAACAGCCGAGAGACAGCCUCUCCCCCUCAGCAGAAUGGAAUGCACUCCAGCAGCAGCAGCAGUAACAGCUCAGUCAACAGCAGCGACAGCAGCAGUGAGGAUGAGGAAGAGUUACAAGACAUUCUAGACGACCUUGUCAAGGAGAACCAAGAACUGGAGACCAAAAACUCGGACCUGAGCCUUGCAAUUGACCGUGAGCGUCAGCGUUGUGUACAGCUGAAGGUUCAGAUCAGGAUGCUGCAGAAAAGGGAACAGCUGGGCAGUGGGGAGGAUGGACAGCACACGGACAGCUCUGUACCACGCGCUGUCACUGUGGACAGGGAGACUACGCUAUAGUGAACAGCACGGACAGCACAUGGACAGUGCUGUAACACGUGCUGUCACUGUGGACAGGGAGACUACGCUAUAGUGAACAGCUAGGACAGCACACAGACAGCUCUGUAUCAAGCGCUGUCACUGUGGACAGGGAGACUACGCUAUAGACAAACUGUACACUUAGUCUACACAGGAGAAGGAGGCACUGACAAGGAUGUUAAUCUUUGGCAGGACUCGAGUAUUUGCAUAUCCCAUAACAUAUUGUUUGUUUGUUCAUUCUGUUUAUUUCUGAAAGUUCAGAAUUACUAAUACAUCCUUUCACUGUGCACAGUGAGACUAUGUUAUAGACAAACUCUACUCUAGUUUACAGUAUAUUCCAUAACAUAUUGUUUGUUCGUUCAAGUUUUGUUUGUUUCUGAAAGUUCAGAAUUACUAGUACAUCCUGCCACUGUUGACUUCAACGUCAUAUAGACAAACUACACCAACUGUACUGUAUAUUCUGCUAUGUUUGUUUGUUUGUUCAGGUUCUGUUUAUUUCUGAAAGUUCUGAAUUACUAGUUCAUAGAAAUCAUAGAUAAAGAGACUAAUAAGGCCCAUAGAAAGAUUAACGAGGCAUGAAUCCCAACGAAGGUUGGGAGCUGCCCAAGGCCUAGCUUGGGUACCAUCCUACUUGUAUGCCGGGGCUCCCACAGUCGCAUACUUGUUAGGGAAGCGAGUGUGGGAGCCCCGGCAUACAAGUAGGAUGGUACCCAGGCUACCCAAGGCCUACUUACCCCAACUCCGCAAGGAGGCAGGGGAGGCCAGAAGAUCUACUAGUAAACAAGUCACCGCCUAGUUUCUCGCGAGACUAGGUCACUCCGUGAUCAAGGCGUACAGUGGACGUUGAAUAUUUGAAGGUACGUGUUUGAUACCCUUCUAACAGUCACUGUCUGAUGAAUAUUCUAUUAACUGUUAAACUAUACGUGACUGAUGAACCUCUUCAAUGAUACCGGUAAUACAUUAUUUCAUCAUGUAAAGGAAAACAAUAUGCAGCCAAAUACAUGUUGUAACCAACCACCUUAUUCUCAACCUACUAGUACUAACAGUGGUUGGGGUGAGUGUAUGGUGUAGAGUUUAUAGUGACUAUAGACUACCAGAUACUGGGAGUCUAUAGUCGACUAUAUUCAGGAAUCAGAGGUCAUAAUUUGAACCAGGUGAAAUUAUCACCUAUGUGGCAACUAGUUUGUUCACCAGUUUGCAUAAUCACCGGUACUGACAAGAAUACCUUUGAUACAUAGAUACUGAUGUAUCACAGGAAACAUUCUUUUAACUGACAUGUUAAUCUUUAAAUUACUGUACAACCAGUAGCAAGUAUGGCAUUUACACAUGGUGACCAUGUUAGUACUGUAUUUAAAAAAAAGUGCUUCUCUAAACUAAAAGAGACUAGUGUGUAACAUGUACAUGUGCAAUAGUGUUGUUGAAAGCACUGAAGAAUCAUACAAAUUGAUCAAAGAACACCUUAAUCAUGUUAUUCUUCCUGGACUGUCAAUAUGAAAAUAUAUUAACAGCAAUAGGAUAUGAAAAGCUAUCCAGCAAACUAACAGUAUUAUGUUAGGAAUAGAGAGGAUCAAGCAAAGGCUUUUGUUUUGUAGCAAUAUGUAUAAAUGUAACAUGUUAUUUACACAUGUAGCAAUUACAACAUCGUUGUACAUGUAUAUUCCAGUGGUAGCGUUUGGAUUUCUUUUAUUUUUCUUGUAGAUAAAGUGUUAACUUUAUGUAUGGUAAUAGACGUAAAAAGCUAUAGAAAAUACAUAUACAACC
This is a messenger RNA of Branchiostoma belcheri (Belcher's lancelet), 4258 nucleotides long. RefSeq names its product ralA-binding protein 1-like. The transcript is spliced from 16 exons. Gene Ontology annotation, biological process: endocytosis; small GTPase-mediated signal transduction; positive regulation of GTPase activity. Gene Ontology annotation, cellular component: membrane. The record is from RefSeq and is a predicted model, not a curated record. NCBI's taxonomy places the organism in Eukaryota, Metazoa, Chordata, Leptocardii, Amphioxiformes, Branchiostomatidae. The coding region runs from base 251 to 2479 and encodes 742 amino acids. Gene Ontology annotation, molecular function: GTPase activator activity; small GTPase binding.